Molecule: messenger RNA, 1914 nt
Organism: Oryzias melastigma (Indian medaka)
Lineage: Eukaryota; Metazoa; Chordata; Actinopteri; Beloniformes; Adrianichthyidae
Exons: 11
Coding region: 314-1825 (503 amino acids)
Source: RefSeq, a predicted model, not a curated record
CUUUAGUAUAACCCAAACCCGUCUGAUGACUGAGUCUGCAGUGAAGACACCUGAAGUCACAGCAGGCUUUAUUCCCUCCAUCAAACCUGUAACCAAUUAGCCGCUCAAACGAAGCGCUAGUCGCUGCAGCAGGAAGCAGAUUCUAAAACCGUGUCAGCAAACUGAGAUGAGGAGACGGCCUCUCUGCCUCGCCACUCAGUCCAUCUAAUCAGAGUCAGAGCGAGCCGGCGGCGGCCUUGUGAGGACAGAGACUGCUGCGGGCGUCUGGACCUCCAGAACCGGGUUUAUUCUCCGCUUCCUGACAGUCCAGCUGAUGCUCUUCCCAGGCUGCAGGAAGUGCUGGAGUUUUUUUUGCAGAGCGGCCGUCACUCCUCCGAGAAACCCAAACGCUGCAGCGGAAACAGACGAAAUGAGCCAGACUUCAGAUCAACGUUCUGGAAUAAAGACUCUGAAGAAGUUGAUGAUUUUCAGCCUUUGCAUUGGCGUCUUCUCUGUGGUCUUCAUCUUCUGGACCUGCAGGCCCGAGAAGACCCUCGGUUCUUCACCCAGGUAUCUGACCCCUCCUGAGCCUCAGAUCUCGGAGUCCUCUGGAGCGAGGAUGCUGACAUCGGCGUAUAAAAUUCUGCAGGGAGAGGAGGCGUCUCUGGUGCCGGUCAACAUGACCCAGACGCUGAUGAUCUCCGCCUACAUGGAGCACAGAACUGAAAAAAAGGAGGUCCUCAUCAUCGCCAUCGUGCAGCGCAGCGAGAAGGUGGAUUAUCGCUGCCAUCUGCUGUGUCAGAAGGAGGUGCACGUCUCCAAAGGUUCCUGCUUCAUCCACAGCGAUCACUUCGGCUUCCCGUACGGAACGGCGGGAAUCGUGUGUCCCAUUCCUCAAGGCUGCGAGACUCCGUCACAGAUCACUUUGACCUCUGCUGCAGAGAGGAACCACGGAAUACUCAACGGGAAGUAUUUGGAAGUGAGGAACCAGUAUGAGAAUACCACCUUCCAAUACAACUUCACCGUCUGUUUCUCCACCAUGUUCAAUUAUACAAACACUCUCCAGUUGGUGCAGAGUCUGGAGCUGCUUAAGUUACUGGGAGUCAACAGAGUGGCGGUGUAUAAGACCAACUGCAGCGCUGAGACGCAGCUCGUGCUGGACUACUACACACGAAACGGUUUGGUGGAGGUGAUUCCCUGGUCUCUGUCCACAUAUCUGAACGUGUCUAGUGGCUGGUUGCCAAUACACGGCCCUGGGGAACUCCAUUACCACGGUCAGAUUCCUGCUCUCAACGACUGUCUCUACAGAUACAUGUACACAACCAAAUACCUGGCCAUGCACGACACGGAUGAGCUCAUCCUGCCACAGUCCGUCGACAGCUGGUCGGAGAUGCUGCCGCUGCUGGAGCAGAAGUUUGGUGCCGACAAGUGCUACAUGUUUGAGAACAACGUGUUUCCCAGCAACCUGGUGCUCCCGUUCCCGGGCCGCGAGAGUGUUUCUCCGGGACAGGAAUGCUGGGAAAAGAUAUCGGGGACAAACAUCCUGGUUCAUCUCUAUCAGGAGCCCAUCAUACCUGAUGCACGCUAUGAAAACUUUAAGAUCAUCGUCAACCCCCGGUCUGUGUUCAGCACCAGUGUGCACGGGGUGCUGAAGUCCAGGAAAGGCUGCGCUUGGGUUUUCAGGAAUAUCGCACGGAUUUACCACGUCAGAGCCCUGCGCCGAAGGCUGACCCCGAGCCAGCUGGUCUACGACGACCGACUGCUGAACUACAGCUCCCGCCUGACUCCUGCUGUGAACACGGCGCUGACGGGGAGCGGAGUCCUGCCGGACGAUGGGUCCUGUUGACUUUAGCAUGUUGUUCAGAAAACCCAGAAGACGUGAACUUCAACACUGAUCCACAGAAUGGUGCUAAUAAAGGUUGAGAUGUGAAUGAA